Molecule: messenger RNA, 1566 nt
Organism: Agrilus planipennis (emerald ash borer)
Lineage: Eukaryota; Metazoa; Arthropoda; Insecta; Coleoptera; Buprestidae
Product: ubiquitin-conjugating enzyme E2 G1-like
Exons: 5
Coding region: 299-802 (167 amino acids)
Biological process (GO): proteasome-mediated ubiquitin-dependent protein catabolic process; protein polyubiquitination
Molecular function (GO): ubiquitin conjugating enzyme activity
Source: RefSeq, a predicted model, not a curated record
ACAUUUACCUCAAAAUUAUUAGUUUUUCUUUAAAACUCGCAACACCUGUAUCGGUCUUGGUUGGAAUGCAGAAAUAAUUUAAAUUUCCCUCUAAGGACAGUGCGAAUUCUAGUGAAAGGAAGAUAAAGCUUCAACGAAUCUACCAUACAGAACUCGUGUCAGCCGAGAUACAAACCUCUCCGGAAAUAACAUAUGUUUGACGAAGUUUCAUGCGGUCUGUGGGUACGACAACUUCAGCCAUUUUCUGUCGAAAAGUGUUUAUUUUCUAGAUUUUGAUCAAAAUUAAAAUCGCAAUUAAAUGUCAGAACCACAGUCUGCACUUUUAUUAAGAAAACAACUUGCAGAACUUAAUAAAAACCCUGUAGAGGGAUUUUCCGCAGGCCUUAUAGAUGAUAAUGAUAUUUAUAGAUGGGAAGUAUUAAUAAUUGGUCCUCCAGACACAUUAUAUGAAGGUGGGUUCUUCAAAUGUCAUUUAUAUUUUCCCAAGGAAUACCCACUAAAACCACCAAAAAUGAAAUUUAUAACAGAAAUUUGGCAUCCCAACAUUGAUAAAAAUGGGGAUGUUUGUAUAUCAAUUUUACAUGAACCUGGGGAUGAUAAAUUCGGAUAUGAGAAAGCAUCAGAACGGUGGUUGCCUGUCCAUACUGUAGAAACUAUUUUAAUUUCAGUUAUAUCAAUGCUGGCUGACCCAAACGAUGAAUCACCAGCUAAUGUUGAUGCUGCUAAAGAAUGGCGAGAGCAUUAUUCUGAAUUUAAAAGGAAAGUUGCUCGUUGUGUGCGGAAGUCGCAAGAAGAGUGUUAGUAUAGCCUUUAAAAAUAAACAUUAUGAAAUUUUGUGGUAACAUCAGUAACGGUUUCGUGAAAUCCGCAGUUUUCAUUUUCUUUUAAUUAAUUCACUUUGUUCAAACGAGUAGAUUUUAUGUAUAAUUUUUGAGACCUUCUCGCUUCCUUUUGGGAAGCGUAGAAGAUACGAACCUAGCCUGCCUCAGUCUCCGACCAUGCCUUUCCCAAUUCCUCGUUCCUCCCCCAGUCCCCUCAUCUGCAUGAGAUCUCGAAACGGCGCAAAAAACAUAUGUUCAUAUAUUUUUUUUAUUAAAACCGAGGCGCAUCUACUGUGUGAUUUUGCUUUAAACAAAUUUAUUAAUAUUAAGACGAUUCAAAAAAAAUAUAUUGUACAUCGGCCGAUUUUGUUUGUAAUUACUUAACGAAUAAUAAAAUAUUAUUGUUUUAGUGCGGUUUUUAACAUUGUAUUGUAAUCUUGUAAAAAUUGUUCUCCUUUUUUAUUAGUUGUUUUUUAACUUCCUCUUCUUAGGUAAAUAAAUGAAUUUGAAUUAAUCGAAUCGAAUUGAAUGAUUAUUGAAAAAUGUACUGUGUCCCCAAUAUUUGUAAUAGUGAUAAAUUGUAUAUGGUGUGACAUUUAUUGUGUACACACUCUUUUUUCCAAUUGAUUACAAGAAACACAAUUUUUUAAUUUAAGUGUAUAGUGUAUUGCUUUUUAAUUUUUUUCCUUUUUUAUGACGUAUGGUUUCUGUAGGUUUACUUAUUUAAAUAAAUUUAUUACAAAAG